AAUAAUAAUUUUACUUGGUUAAGACGCGAGGAUGGACCAGUGCCACGACUGCCGCUUUGUUUCCAUGCAGAUAAUGCAUACCACUCAGCGAUGCAGCAUUCGGUUCCGAGUCGAUUUCCAGCCGAUGAUGAGACGUCGGCAAAAUGUGACCAACGAAUCAUUGAAUACCCGUCAAGCUCUGCCAGACCCCUACGAGGCUGUUUUCCCUCGGCGUGCUCAUUUUUCUCGUCCUCUCCAAUAGAUCGUUUUCACGUCUUAUUUAUUUCCAGACCGGUUUCUCAUGACAGAGAGCUCAAGUGCCUCAAUGUGACCUUGGGCGUGCGCGACGGGACGUCCUACUUUGGGCAGCGAUGUGGGAGUUUUUACCACGGCCUAAUUUUUUGUGUCCUGUUGAGGAUAGGCCCCUUGCGAUGCACUGUUGCAAUCAUAGUUCUCUCUCUGCCAUAUUCUCUCGAAAUGGAUUCAUCUUUGAGCCAUAAUACAACGUGUUCCCCACCAUCUUACCCCCAACACAUUUACACGGUCAGCAAUCAUUCCUGUAUAUCGUUUCUCUCCCCAUCCUCGGGUACCACGCACCGGUUUCUCACACCCAGUAACUCUCGAGAAAUGCCUCACGUACCGAAAGAGUAUAACUAGCCAUUGCAAUAAUCCCUGGCCCCAUUCACUUGCCCGACAAUGCGUCUCCGAGUCUCCUCUUUACUACUGACCUUGCUC
Messenger RNA from Guyanagaster necrorhizus, 714 nucleotides. RefSeq lists its product as uncharacterized. Bases 91 to 636 code for a protein of 181 amino acids. The record is from RefSeq and is a predicted model, not a curated record. Lineage: Eukaryota; Fungi; Basidiomycota; Agaricomycetes; Agaricales; Physalacriaceae. The transcript has 4 exons.